This is a messenger RNA of Ustilago hordei, 1719 nucleotides long. RefSeq lists its product as uncharacterized. The transcript has a single exon. The record is from RefSeq and is a predicted model, not a curated record. Bases 1 to 1719 code for a protein of 572 amino acids. NCBI's taxonomy places the organism in Eukaryota, Fungi, Basidiomycota, Ustilaginomycetes, Ustilaginales, Ustilaginaceae.
AUGCACCUCGUCGGUGAGAGCAGCAGGUCCAAGCUGCAGAGCAACGACAAACGCAAUGCUGCAGCACUCGGAGCGCCAGGCAGUAACGACCUGCGCAAACGUGCGCCAAGUCCGUCUCCAGCACCAGCACCAGCACCAGCACCAGCACCAGCACCUACAACACCACCAACACGUCAAAGUCCGCACGAGCCCGAGCACAGGCUGGUGCCCGCUGACGAAUUCAACAAGCGUCUCUCCGAGAACCAAGAAAGAGCACAGAAACGCGAGGAGAUCCUAGGGCCCUUCUGGGCGCGUGACAUGGAUCAAGUCGUGCAGAUCAAGCGGGAUGUCCUGAGGCGAAGAUCAAAGCGUCAACUUGUAGAUCAACCAGAGCAGAGCCCGAUACAGCGUCGUCAAACCGCAGGAGAGGAGAGGUGCUAUGUUGGCAAUGAAGAUCUCAGCUGUUAUCCCGAUGCCGGCACCACCAUCGCUCAAAACACAUGGAGCAAGUUCAUUUGGAACGCCAACUACCCGCUUUUCGCUCAACGAGGCUACGUCGAUGUCUAUCUCUUCCAACAGGACACCGACCGUCUCGUCACCUCUUGGACCUCACAGGACAAUGGUCAAGGUCGACUAUCUUUCGAGCCUACCGACAGCUGGUGGGCAAAUCGUCCUGCGGCCAACAAUAUUCAGCCGGACCAGAACAUCUCCUGGCCGUUCUACUUUGUUGUUCUCGCCUCGGGACAACCACUUUCCGGCACUACCUCGCGCUUGGCUACGUUCACAGCAGUACAAACCACCUUGCCCGUCUCGAUAGCUCAGGCUCGAGCCUCUUCCUCCAGUGCUGCUGCUGCCGCAUCAGCAUCUUCAGCCAGUGCUGCUUCGGCAUCCGCAGCGAGCGCUUCAGCAGGCGCAAGUACCGCUACUGCAACAAUAACAGGCAGUGCUGCCGCUGCAUCUGCCUUACAGUCCAGUCUCAGCGCAGCCCUCGAAUCUUCGUUGCGUGCCUCCGGUCUCAGCGGCACAGAAACCCUCGCGGGCACCACCACAGCGACGCUUCCAAAUGGUUCCGCCAUCACAGCCACCGCGACAGCACAGGCAAACGGUGGCCGUCUAGGAGCCAGUGCCAACUCUCGCAACUCGAAUGGUCUUGCGCUUCCGACUUAUGCCAUUGUCCUCAUUGCCGUACUCGGCUUCCUCGCCAUCGCUGCAGCCAUCGCAGGCGCCUACUUCAGCAUGGCUGCCUUGCGAAGACGUCGACAGCGCCAGGCUGGUGACGGAAGUCAUCGAAGCUCUUCGCCCAUGAUGGCAGCCGCUGCUGGCUCUUUGGCGGGACAUGGUACUCAUGAUGGAGGAUACGGUGCUGGAGAGACUUCUCAUAUGCUCGAGGCCGAAGAUGGCGGUGGUGCCUCAAUGUACCCAGCAGCAGGCGCCGCAGGUGUUGGCGCUGGAGGUGGCACUGCUAUGAUGGCCAGCAAUUCCAAGUCAAGUCGAUUCUCGGAGGAACAGCCUUUCACUUCGGAUGAAGCGUCAAGAAUGGCCGAUGCUUUCAGGAACGCUUUGCGCAACCCCGAGUUCGCACCAGGAAUAGGAGGUGAAUCGUCAGGUGCCGACGGCGAGAGUCCAGGUGAAGGGGGAACUUCCCGUGCUUCGGCACUGCUUCGAGAAGAGCUCGCUGCUGAAGGCAAGGACCUUCGCGAUGUUGGCGAUCGCAAGAAGCCUACUUGGCAUGAAGAGUAA